Phlebotomus argentipes is the source of this 2954-nucleotide messenger RNA. It is a transcript of the gene ome, whose product is annotated as venom dipeptidyl peptidase 4. The transcript is spliced from 5 exons. Gene Ontology annotation, molecular function: dipeptidyl-peptidase activity; serine-type peptidase activity. Gene Ontology annotation, biological process: proteolysis. The record is from RefSeq and is a predicted model, not a curated record. The coding region runs from base 284 to 2788 and encodes 834 amino acids. NCBI's taxonomy places the organism in Eukaryota, Metazoa, Arthropoda, Insecta, Diptera, Psychodidae.
UGGGAUGCUAAGAGCGGUUCGGCUUGACUAAGCGACCUUUUCGACAAGCAAAUUGUGCACAAAGUGGGAAAAAAGGUGCGACACGUUUUCCCGCGCACACACAGCUUUUCGGGGACAGGCCGGAGAGAGAAUAUAGCACAGAAGCGACCAAUUUAAUGGUGCUUCCAGAACGACCGAAUCGUGCUCAAUUGCCGUGCGAAUCGCGAGGAAAUUUUCCGAGACGGGAAAAGUGUUGCAAUCCACAAAAGAGUGAUAGUUUUUCUGGUGCGCUCAUGUGGAAGAAAUGCACCACUGGCUUCUGGUGUUCAGCAGCAAAAUCCGUCCAUUCGAAGUGCAGCCGGGAAAUUACCAUCCACUCGCCCAAUCCGAUCCUGACCACGAGUCCAGUGACACCAUGAAGCUCGCCUGGACGCUGCAGGAGGAGCUGAUGGAGAACGCCGGCCGGAAGUGGAAUUACAAGAAGAUCGCCAUCAUCGCGGCGAUCGUGGUGGUGAUCCUCGUGGCCAUAAUUGUGCCCGUUGUCCUGCUGACGGGCAAGGAUGAUGAGGAGUCGGGCAGCAAGACGCCGCUUGAGCUGGAGGAUGUGCUGACGGGACGCCUGUCGGCGAGGAGAUUCAACGGCAGCUGGAUCAGUGAUCGCCACGUGCUGUUCCGCGACGUGUCCGGCGAUGUGAUCCUGUUCGAUGCCGAGGCGAACAGCCGACGAGUGCUGGUCAGCACGCUGAACGCCAAACUGGCGGAGGGAGUGAAAUUCGACCUGUCGCCGGAUCAGAAGUAUCUGCUCGUGGCGACGCAGCACAAGAAGAUCUUCAGGCACAGCUUCCUGGCGCUGUACGACAUCGUGGAUCUGGCCACUGGCGUGAUCUCGCCGGUGACGGUGAAUGGCCAGCAGGUGAACAUCAUGUACGCCGAGUGGAAUCCAGUGUCCAACGCGCUGGUCUUCGUGUAUGCCAACAACAUCUACUACUUGCCAGUCGUGGGCGGCAAUCCCGUCCGGCUGACCUCUGACACAGAGCCAGCGAUCUACAACGGUGUGCCGGAUUGGGUGUACGAAGAGGAGGUGUUCUCCUCCAAUUCCGCCCUCUGGUUCUCCCCGGACGGCCAGCACCUGGCCUUCGUGCGCUUCGACGAUCGCCCCACGCGUCUCAUGCACAUUCCCUUCUACGGACCGCCCGGACUCCUGGAGUUCCAGUACGUGCGCGGCAUUGAGAUCCACUAUCCCAAGGCUGGCACGCCGAAUCCCACCGUCUCGCUGCACACGGUGAAUCUGGCCAGCAUUUCCGAACCCACGCCGGCCAUUGUGAAUUUGCCGGCGGCCGAGCAAGUCCUCGCCGAGGAGCAUCUCAUCACCAGCAUCCAGUGGACGACCAACGACAGCCUCGUGGCCGUGUGGAUGAACAGAGUGCAGAACAGAUGCUACAUGACUCGCUGCAAUGCCGACUCCGGGAGCUGCCAAACGAUCCUCAGCAUGACGUCAUCUGAUGGCUGGGUGGAGUUCUUCAAUCCGCCGCUGGUCAAUGCUGACGGCUCGCAGUUGGCCUUCAUCGCGUCGCAGCCGCAGGGCAGCAACGCCGGCAGCUAUCGCCAUCUCACACUCCUGCCCACAAGCUCAGGCACCUCCCAGGCACUGACCAGUGGUCGCUUCGUGGUCACCGAGGUGCUCCAGUGGGACACAGACGCCAAUGUGAUCUUCUUCAUGGGCAACACGGAGACGCACUCGGAGGAGUUGCACUUGUACGCCAUCAGAGCGUCCGCCGGCGCCCAGAAGCAGUGCCUCACUUGCCAACUGACCGACGGCCACACGUACUUCGGCGUCUCCUUCGCUCCCGGCGGCCGCUUCGUCACUGUCAACGCCAUGGGACCGGCGCUGCCGCGGACAGACGUGUACUCCUGGUCGGCUGACGCCAGUGGGAAUGUCGCGCUGACCCACUCGCUGACCUGGGAGGCGAAUGAGGACAUCGACGAGCUGCUGAAGGAGCAUCUCGUGCCCACCGUGGAGAAGGACGAGAUCACGCUGGACAGUGGCUUCACGGCGAAGGUCCUGAUGCUGCUGCCGCCGAAUCUCGAUCGUGAUAAGAAGCACCCCAUGCUGAUCGACGUGUACGGCGGUCCGGAUUCCUACAACGUCGUGGAUCGCUGGUCAAUGGACUGGGGCUCAUUCCUGGCUGUGAACCGCUCAAUCAUCUAUGCCAAGAUCGACGGCCGAGGCAGUGGCUUGAGAGGUGACAAUCUCCUGCAUCAGAUCUACCGCAAGCUGGGCACAGUUGAGGUGGAGGAUCAGGUGGAGACGGCGCGGAAGCUGCAGCAGAAGCACUCCUUCAUCGACGGCUCGCGGAUGGGCAUCUGGGGAUGGAGUUACGGAGGCUAUGCCAGCGCCAUGGCGUUGGCCAGCGAUGGGAAUAGCGCAGAUGGUGAAAAGGUCCUCAGCUGUGCCGCUUCCGUCGCCCCCGUGACUGACUGGACGUACUACGAUUCCAUCUACACCGAACGCUACAUGGGUCUGCCCUCUGUGGACGACAAUAAGCUGGGCUACGAUCGCUCGCGCCUCAGCACGCUGUACAACAACUUCGUGGGCAAGAAGCUCUUCCUCAUCCACGGCACGCUGGACGACAAUGUGCACUACCAGCAGGCGAUGGCGCUGUCGCGCAGCCUCGAGCAGCACGAUGUGCCGUUCAAGCAGCUCACGUAUCCGGACGAGGAUCACGGGCUGGCCGGCGUGAGGCCGCACUUGUACCACUCGCUGGGGCGCUUCUUCGACGAGUGCUUCGCCCCCGGCGGUGCGCAGUAGCGCCAUCGCCGUGUGCCAUCGCCUGGCGGCUCCGCCCACCGUCCGUCCGCCGGCCAUUCCACGCGCCUCGCAGGCUAGUCAAGCUGAGUCGGUUGUACAACUGUUGAUAACUUUUUGCUCAACACUUUCUCCGUUCAAUAAAGAGGUCUUAAGUUUAAAUCCAAAA